UAUUUCAGCCCUGUGAGAGGCGGAGCCAAGUGGUACCCCGAUGCAGAAUGGUUCAAGCAGUUUUCUGGACCUGUGAUGAUGCCUUAUGAAGGCAUGAAAUUGGAAAUACCUUCCUGGAAUGGCAGGUUAGCACCUGUAGAGAAAAAAGUUCGCAAUGUGACUAUUAAUUUUGGACCCCAGCAUCCAGCUGCCCAUGGCGUGUUGCGGCUGGUGCUAGAGUUGGAUGGUGAGACUGUGGUUCGUGCUGAUCCUCAUAUAGGUUUACUGCACCGUGGGACAGAGAAGCUUAUUGAAUACAAGACUUACACACAGGCCCUGCCUUAUUUUGAUCGUCUAGAUUAUGUAUCUAUGAUGUGCAAUGAGCAAGCUUUCUCUCUGGCUGUGGAAAAGCUUCUGGGCCUGGAAGUUCCAAUCAGAGCAAAAUAUAUUCGCACUAUGUUUGCUGAACUUACACGUAUCUUGAACCACUGCAUGUUCUUGGGAACUCAUGCAUUGGAUAUUGGCGCACUUACUCCAUUUUUGUGGUUGUUUGAAGAACGUGAGAAGAUGAUGGAAUUUUAUGAGCGAGCAUCUGGGGCUCGUCUUCAUGCUGCAUAUGUUCGACCAGGAGGUGUUGCCAUUGACCUCCCAAUUGGCCUGAUGGAUGACAUUUAUGACUUCAUCAGCAAGUUUGGUGAACGCCUUGAUGAGGUAGAGGAUGUCCUCACAAACAACCGUAUUUGGAAACAAAGAACAGUUGACAUUGGUACUGUGACUGCUGAGGAAGCUCUUAACUAUGGCUUCAGUGGUGUGAUGCUAAGAGGGUCUGGUGUUAAGUGGGACUUGCGCAAAACUCAGAGUUACGAUGCUUAUGACCUAGUCGAGUUUGAUGUUCCAGUGGGAAGAAAAGGUGACACAUAUGACAGGUACUUAAUUCGGGUUGAGGAGAUGCGACAAUCACUGCGCAUCAUCGAGCAGUGCCUGAAUCAGAUGCCACCUGGAGAAGUACGUGUCGAUGAUGCUAAAGUUGCUCCGCCAUCUAGGGCUGAAAUGAAGGGCUCAAUGGAGGCACUUAUUCACCACUUCAAGUUGUUCACUCAGGGCUAUCAAGUACCUCCAGGUGCCACAUUCACUGUAGUUGAAGCUCCUAAGGGUGAAUUUGGUGUGUAUCUUGUCUCUGAUGGAUCAUCACGGCCUUACAGAUGCAAGAUUAAGGCACCAGGCUUUGCUCACCUUGCAGGAUGUGAUAUGGUUGGAAAAAAUCACAUGUUGGCAGAUAUUGUAGCCAUCAUUGGUACUUUGGAUAUUGUAUUUGGUGAGGUGGAUCGCUGAAAAUAUUGUUUAUUAAAUAGCUGUUACACAAUACAACAUGAAGUACAGUACUGUAUAUAAAACAGUGAUGCAACAAAUUGGGCACCAUACAUUGUAAA
Messenger RNA from Cherax quadricarinatus, 1409 nucleotides. The record is from RefSeq and is a predicted model, not a curated record. NCBI's taxonomy places the organism in Eukaryota, Metazoa, Arthropoda, Malacostraca, Decapoda, Parastacidae.